AUGAACGACCAAAACAAGUCACAACCUGAUGUUUUAGAGCAAAUCUAUGUACAUGAUGUUUACAAUCGACUUGAUUCAACAACAUUAACACAAGAUACAACAGCAUGGCCUAAUGUUCGAAAAUUUCUUAAUCGAAUAUCAUCACAACAUAAAAAUGCUUUAGUAGCUGAUGUUGGUUGUGGAACUGGAAAAUAUAUUAAACUUAAAUCAGAUUUAUUUACUAUUGGUUGUGAUCGUAGUGCUCAAUUAUGUGAAAUAGCUCGAGAUAAAUAUUCUCAUAUACCAAUUAUUAUAGCUGACAAUCUUCAUUUACCAUAUCGAGAUAAUUUAUUUGAUGCUGUCCUGUCCAUUGGUGUUAUACAUCAUUUAGCUACACAUCAACGACGUGUCAAAGCUAUUCAAGAAUGCCUUCGUAUUUUAAAACCUAACGGGGGUCAAUUAUUAAUUUAUACUUGGGCAAUGGAACAAAAACAACGAAAAUUUUGUAGUCAAGAUGUCCUAGUUCCAUGCAUUAAUCAUCAAGUAUCAUCAGAUAUCAUUCUUGAUAAAAAUUCUUGGUCAAUUUCACUUGAUAUGGAAGAAAAUUUUUUGCGUCGUAUUGAACAAAUUAAUAAUCAAGCAAAAAAAUUUUCAAUGAUUGAAUCAAUACAAAAUUUAUUUCAACGUUUUGUAAAACAAACAUCAUCAACUCCGUCCACACCAACAUUAUCACAUCAAGAUCGCUUAACAUUUCGUAUUCGACCAUUUCCAAUGAGUUCAUAUGAUAAUGAACCAAAUAAUACAAAUCCAUAUAAUAAACGUUAUUAUCAUGUAUGUAAACAUGGCGAACUUGAAAUGCUUAUUGAAGAAGCAUCAAAAACUAUAGUCGGAUCAAAAAUAAUCAAAUCUUAUUAUGACCAUGGAAAUUGGUGUGCUAUUGUUCAAAAAGAUAUAUGA
Messenger RNA from Rotaria sp. Silwood1, 936 nucleotides. Lineage: Eukaryota; Metazoa; Rotifera; Eurotatoria; Philodinida; Philodinidae. The record is from the annotation of a GenBank genome assembly.